UUUCUUCUUCUUUCUUUCUUUCUUUCUUUCCUGGAUUUGAAUGUUGCGUUGCGAGAUUAGUCGGGGAAUAUGUGUACAUAAGAACAUUGCCUGAAGUGUUUCAGCUUCCUCCCGUUUCGUCUCUUCUGUUCUCUUCUUGCGUUUUGUUAGCAGCCUGGACGGUGAUCUCGUUCCGCAUUGUGAGAAGAGGAUCGGGAAUACCUUACUUAUUCUUCUCUGCCUCGAUCUGUCAUUUAGAUGAUUCUGUUUCUGAAGAGUUUCUUGGCUGUAUUUGUUUCAAUUUCUGUACAGUUUCUGAGAGGAAAUGUCAGCCCCUGUCAUUGAUGGAAAUGACCCAGUUACUGGUCACAUAAUAUCAACGACUAUUGGAGGCAAGAAUGGGGAGCCCAAACAGACCAUAAGUUACAUGGCAGAACGUGUUGUUGGAACUGGAUCAUUUGGUAUUGUUUUCAAGGCCAAAUGCUUGGAAACGGGUGAAAAUGUGGCUAUAAAGAAGGUUUUGCAGGACAGAAGAUAUAAGAACCGUGAACUCCAGUUAAUGCGUGUGAUGGAUCAUCCAAAUGUCAUUUCCUUAAAGCAUUGUUUCUUUUCCACUACUACGAAAGACGAGCUUUUUCUCAACUUGGUUAUGGAAUAUGUUCCCGAAACCAUGUUUCGGGUAUUGAAGCAUUACAGUAAUGCAAAUCAAAGGAUGCCAAUCAUCUAUGUCAAAUUAUACAUGUACCAGGUUUUUAGGGGCCUGGCCUAUAUCCACACGGUUCCUGGAGUUUGCCACCGAGAUUUGAAGCCUCAAAAUAUUUUGGUGGAUCCUCUUACUCACCAAGUUAAAAUAUGCGAUUUUGGAAGCGCUAAAAUGCUUAUGAAAGGUGAAGCCAACGUUUCAUACAUAUGUUCGCGCUUCUAUAGGGCACCAGAACUCAUCUUUGGAGCUACAGAGUACACAACCUCCAUAGAUAUUUGGUCUGCUGGUUGUGUCCUUGCUGAGCUGCUUUUGGGACAGCCUUUGUUUCCUGGAGAAAAUGCAGUGGACCAACUCGUAGAGAUCAUAAAGGUUCUUGGUACACCAACUCGUGAAGAAAUUCGAUGUAUGAAUCCAAGUUAUACAGACUAUAGGUUUCCACAGAUAAAAGCUCACCCAUGGCACAAGGUUUUCCACAAACGGAUGCCUCCCGAGGCAAUAGAUCUGGCUUCUCGAUUGCUUCAGUAUUCGCCCAGUCUUCGCUGCACCGCACUGGAAGCUUGCACGCAUCCUUUCUUUGCCGAACUUCGAGAACCCAAUGCCCGCCUCCCAAAUGGUCGACCAUUUCCACCCCUCUUUAACUUCAAACAAGAGCUGUCGGGGGCUUCUCCAGAGCUCGUCAACAAGUUGAUACCUGAUCAAGUGAAACGACAAAUGGGUCUUAAUUUGCAUCUAGCAGUGUCGUAAAUAUAGGCGUAUGUGCAGUUGGAUUCUUCUUGUUCAUGCGUGGUGCAAAGCCUACUGACCAACUCUAAGUUCAACUCCGCCUGUAUUAAACUGGGGCCAUUUACAUCACUAUACUCUGAGACUUGCAGGUCGGGGGGGACUAUAUACCAACUCUUCCUCGAAAUGUUGCCUUGUUCUGUCCAGCCAAAUUCCACCCAUCCCUCAAUCUUAGUUCCGAUGAUACCUCAAGUUGUUGUAUAUGUUUGGUAGUAUAUUGAAGGAAGCCAGAGUUUGACUUAGCAGAAAGCUGCUAGAAGAGGGAUAGUAGUAGAGGCCAAAUUGUGUAUCUUUAGUUAGGAAGAAGCGGGUAUCUAAUUCUAUAUGCGGCUGAAGACAAGCAGGGUUAAAAUCUAGUUGGUUAUUGAGUUUUGUUACCAGUUCCAGGGUGGUUUCAACAUGGCUGACUUUAAAUUGCAAAAACCUGUAGUUAUUAUUGUGUUCUAAGAAUCUCUCUUCCCUUCUUUAAAUUAAACACGAAUCUAUUUGUUCUUCACAUA
Cucurbita pepo subsp. pepo (vegetable marrow) is the source of this 1962-nucleotide messenger RNA. The record is from RefSeq and is a predicted model, not a curated record. NCBI's taxonomy places the organism in Eukaryota, Viridiplantae, Streptophyta, Magnoliopsida, Cucurbitales, Cucurbitaceae.